UAGAGUGAGAUUCUUUAAAAAACAAUGAGGAAUUAAGAAAUGACAAAGUAUAUAAAGGGCAAAAAAGAAAGAGGGAGAGAGACCAACAGACAAAGAUACAGGCAGAGAUGACAUAACCUAACCAGGUCCAUCUGGUCAUUUCAAGAGGAAUACAUUUCUCAGACGCCAUUCUGCUUUAAUCAAGUUUAUUGAAGAAAGAAAACCAUACAAGUUUUGAACAACAUGAGGUUCUUCUGAGGCCUUCCUGAUGGGAUCAAAAAAUGUGAUCAUCUCAAUGGACAACAUCACAACAACAAUCAAUUAUGAGGAUGAGAGCAUUGUUGGUAACAACAUCUCUGUUACCUUUGGAGCCCUCAUCCUCAGCAUUGUCUUCCUCCUGGGCGUUCCUGGCAACCUCUUUAUUAUUUGGAGCAUCCUGGCACGUGCCCGCAAGUGCUCCAUCACUACUGUGCUCAUCUUCAACCUGGCAUGCGCAGAUGGUUGUCUGAUGUGUCUGACAAUUUUCUUUAUAAUAUACCUAGCCAAGCAGAACUGGGUGUUUGGAGGUGUUAUGUGCAAGUUUCUAUUCUAUUUGUGUAAUACAAACAUGUACGCCUCCAUUAUGAUCAUUACACUGAUGAGUCUACACAGACUAGUGGCAGUGGUGCGGCCCACAUACUUGAUUGCCUGUACUCGUAGAAGGACAGUAUUACUUGUACUUGGGGGCCUGUGGAUUGUCGUAUUUCUUUUUGCUCUGCCAGCUUUGAUAUUCAGAGCAGAAAUAACAGAGAAGAAUGACCGCAUUGUGUGUGCAACUAAUCACACAAAGUCAUGGCAUGUGGUUUUCCAGUAUACACUUGAGACAGUGAUUGGUUUCCUGAUACCAUAUGUGAUCAUAGUCAGCAGUUAUGUGUGUAUCCUCCGACGCCUCCGACAGACCAAGUUCAGGAAGAAGAUACGAAGCGAAAACCUUAUUCAAGCCAUAAUUGUGACAUUCUGCAUUUUUUGGCUCCCUUACCACGGUGUUAAUAUAGUGAAAGUGGUUGCAGCACUUGCACCAGAGGGAUCGCCACUCAAAAGGACACUAGAUCAUAUCUGGCAUUCCAGUCGUGCAGUUUCAUCCGCUCUGGCUUUUAUCAGCAGUUGUGCCAACCCUGUCCUUUACACCUUUGCUGGGCGCUCCUACAUCAAGGCUGAUGGCCUGGCAUUCAUGGCCAGACUCUUUGAGGGCACCGUGCUGGACAAUGGCACCAAGAGAAAUCAUCAGACCAGAGAUGUCAUCAGGCUCCAAACCUCACAAUCUUAAGGCUGGCACUUCUGAGUGCAUUUUCUACAUUAAAUUUUUAAAUUGUAUUAAGUUGCACAUCUUGACAUUUUGACUGAUACUGUAGGGAACAAAUAAGUGCAAUGAGCUCAUCUAAAAAGUAGGCAGCCCUAAAGGCCUACAGUUCGUAUGUCACAGUUUGUGGCAGUUUGCUUGAAUUCAAAAUAAACCUGCUUUUAAAUGAUUGUAAACAGCAUUUUUCACAGAGUAUAAAUGGGUCAGGUUUAAACUUUUUUUUUUUUUUUACAGUGGUCUGAACAUUACUGUACAACUACAUUAAAGAA
Myxocyprinus asiaticus (Chinese sucker) is the source of this 1587-nucleotide messenger RNA. RefSeq names its product leukotriene B4 receptor 1-like. Lineage: Eukaryota; Metazoa; Chordata; Actinopteri; Cypriniformes; Catostomidae. Gene Ontology annotation, molecular function: leukotriene receptor activity; complement receptor activity. Gene Ontology annotation, biological process: complement receptor mediated signaling pathway; phospholipase C-activating G protein-coupled receptor signaling pathway; positive regulation of cytosolic calcium ion concentration. The transcript is spliced from 6 exons. Bases 248 to 1285 code for a protein of 345 amino acids. The record is from RefSeq and is a predicted model, not a curated record. Gene Ontology annotation, cellular component: plasma membrane.